AAAUGUAAUUGGAUUUUCCUUCCCAGAUCAGAAUGACUGAAUCAUCUGAAAGGAACGAGUCAGUGAGGAAAUGUAAAAUUUUCCAGAAAUGGCAUCUUCUUCCCGAAAUUUGGGAAAACGUUCCCGAGGAUGUUGGGAUCAUCUCCCCCGCUGGCAGGAAAAGCUGCUUUUGAGGCCGGACAGACUCGUUAAGUGGGAUUUGGUUUGCGGCAGACAGACAGAGUGUGAACAGAGCAGGUCAGGAAUGUGGGAAUGCGGCGGCGGAGCCCAGCUCAUCUCGGCCGCCCCCGGACUCUAACGCUGAGCAGGAGCGCCGGCGUUCCGGGCCGUCCGGCACGAAGAGCUCAGAGAGAAGCUGCUGAGCUGCUGGAGGCUCUUUUGGAGACAAACCCGUUCUCCUGGAGCGGAUCCAAGAAGGAACAAAGAUCCGUAUUCAGACCCGGAGCGGGGGGGGGUGCAGCUCUGCAGCUGGCGCUCCAACGCAGAGCUGCAACACUCACGCUCAACAUCCGGCCUUUGUUUCUGGAAAUCUAACCUGAUCCUGGAGUAGAACCUGCAAAACAGACUCCUGAUUCUGAGGGAAACCAUUUGGCUUCCUGGUUCUGCAGAGAGACUGAAUUCAUCAGAAAUCUGAAAUACAUUUCCAGAGAUGUGAUGGAAAAACAUCCAUGAUGCAGCCAGACACUGGGGCCCACACGGCGUUCUGGCGACAUUACAUCUGUUCUGUUGUUUAACACAACUGGAUGGAUGAACGGUUGGACGGAAACAGCUGCUCUUCUUGCUCUCUCCGCCCGUCCAAUCAGCGGGCAGCGUUACUGCAGCCAAUGGCAGCAGCCGGCCGUGUCUCGCAGUGUCUCUCUCUGUCUCACCGUGUGUCUAUCUGUCUCUGUCUGUCUCCAGGAUGAGUUCCAUCCGUUCAUCGAGGCGCUGCUCCCCCACGUCCGGGCCUUCGCCUACACCUGGUUCAACCUGCAGGCGCGCAAGAGGAAGUACUUCAAGAAGCACGAGAAACGCAUGUCGAAGGAGGAGGAGCGCGCGGUGAAGGACGAGCUGCUGGGCGAGAAGCCCGAGGUGAAGCAGAAGUGGGCAUCUCGCCUGCUGGCCAAGCUGCGCAAGGACAUCCGGCCCGAGUUCCGGGAGGACUUUGUGCUGACGGUGACGGGCAAGAAGGCGCCAUGCUGCGUGCUGUCCAACCCGGACCAGAAGGGCAAAAUGCGGCGCAUUGACUGUCUGCGGCAGGCCGACAAAGUGUGGCGCCUGGACCUGGUGAUGGUCAUCCUGUUCAAGGGAAUCCCGCUGGAGAGCACGGACGGCGAGCGGCUUGUCAAGGCGCCGCAGUGCGCCAACCCCGGCCUAUGCGUCCAGCCGCACCACAUCGGCGUCUCCGUCAAGGAGCUUGACCUCUACCUGGCCUACUUCGUGCACUCAGAAACCAGCCAAUCAGAAAGCCCCAACCAGGCCAGCGAAUCAGACAUCAAGGAGCAGCCAGAGAACGGUCACCUGGGAUUCCAGGACAGCUUUGUCACACCUGGAGUCUUCACCGUGGCCGAACUUGUCCGAGUCUCCCAGACUCCCAUCGCGGCCGGAACCGGACCCAACUUCUCCCUGGCUGACCUGGACAGCUCCUCCUACUACAGCAUGAGUCCAGGAGCCAUGAGGAGGCCGCUGCCCAGCACCUCCUCCUCCAGCUCUGCCAAGAGAAUAAAGUGCAUGGAGGAGGACGUUGACAGUCCGGGCGAGGAGUCCUAUUACCCGGGUCCGGGUCGGUCUCCGGGCAACGGCGGCCAGGCCGGCAGCUGGCAUGACGUGGAGCCAGGAUUGCCGGCCUCCAUCUGCUCUCUGAAGCGCUCAGAGAGGUGCAGCUCCUCUUCCUCCUCUUCCUCCUGCCCCAGAACGGCCGCCCCCCUCUAUCACCGGCCCGUCAUUACCGGGCCUCCAGCCAGCCCCCACGCCCCCCCUCCGGCCUCCACUUCUCCUCCUCCCCCAUCCUGCAGCAGCCCGCCUCCUACUUCUCCCACCCGGCCAUCCGCUACCACCCACAGGAGACGCUCAAGGAGUUCGUCCAGCUGGUGUGUCCUGACUCCGCCCAGCAGGCCGGACAGGUGGGCCUCCUCAACGCCAGCAGCAGCUCCCAGACGAAGGUCCACAACCCGUUCCUGCCGACGCCCAUGCUGCCCCCCCCACCUCCCCCUCCGAUGGCCCGGCCCGUCCCGCUGCCCGUCGACACCAAGCCCCCCCCCACCUCAUCCACAGAGGGAGGCAGCAACGCCCCCUCUUCCCCCACAUACUCCACCCCCACCACAUCUCCAGCCCAGCGGUUCGUCAGCGUUGGGCCUCGAGACCCCAGCUUCAACAUCCCUCAGCAGCCGCAGUGGUACCUGGGAUAAGGACUCCGGAGGCGCAGACGCCCUCUACGGCCAGCCGCUGCAGCCUGUCCUCCAACACCAGCUGUCCCUGGUCAACCCCGUCACUGGUCCUGCAGAUCCUGGCUCCACCGUCAAUGACUCAGCAUCGGCAUGGCUAAAGCAGAUUAAGAGCUCCCACGCAGCGAAUCGUUUGUCCCAGAAUUCCUUGCAGACUCUUGGAUCGUAUAUCUGUAGUGCUGGAUCUGAGUCCUGAACCUUUUUCCUUGAAUCCCUGACCAAUGGAGCAAUGGGGGAAGCGAUCUGUUCUGGGAACGUCGUCAGACUGAGUCCCAGAUAUUCCUCUGUGGAGGACCUACCUAUCCAUCACUUUGUGCCGUGUGAACUUGCAGUGGUUUGAAGCCCUCCAAGCUGCCACCACCCCUUCCUCCUUAGUGGAUCCCUGCAGCCGGGGGCUGGUGGGUUAGGCAGGAGCAGCCUGGCUCAGAACACCAGCUGAAACAAACUUGGGACGGACGCUGCCUCCUUCCCUAGCUCUCUUCAGGACUUAGACAGUAGAAUGAAGGGAGGAGCUGAGCCGGGGGCAGAGCAGCAUGGACAAACCGUGGGGGCUCUGGGUGGGACGUCCUGAAGGUGGUCUGGAUUCGCUGCUACGCUUCACCAGCCACUCGUUUCUCUGGAGGCUUCAUGGCUCAUCGGUUUCUCUCUUUUAGCCUCCAUUCUCUCCUUCCAUCCAUCCACCUGUCCAGGUGAAGAGGCAGCGUACGCAGGGCGGGCCGAACCCCCGGGGGUCCGAAGCCACACCGCCAGUCAGGGGAGAGCCCCGCCUCUCAAACUUAACAGUGAAAUCAUGAGGAAAAGUGCAAUUUUAUUGACUAGUUGGUUUAUUAAAUAUAUCUAAAUGUAUAUUUUUUUUGUAGUCCGCUCAGACCUGGGACUCUAAAACGCUGGGCGACAAACCGACACGCAGCCUUGGGGAACACCAAGCCAGUGAGAAACCACCAAACCGCGUCGUUCUUUGAUAAUCUGGUAGUUUGGUAUGAGAACGUUUGAAUCGGAGGUCAGUUUCUGAGCAAAGGACUGAUGUUCAUUCAGCUCAAAUAGAAACGAAUAAUUCUUUUAUUUAAAAUGUAUUCUGCGUCAGGGAAACAAAAUGUCUCCGGAGGCCAAAUCACAAUUUAAGCUUGAAACAAAUCAGUUUGGCAAGAUAAUCUGCCUGGCAACGGGCUCCCAUGUGAUUGGCUGGGUUUUCCAGAGGCUCCUUCCAAUCACAAGCACUUCUUCCUCCAGCUGGGCAAUAGGCUGCGAGUGCGUCAUCAGGGGGCGUGGUUUAUUUAUGAAGACUUUAACUCUUCUUUAGUUUGGUUUUUCUUUCUUAUUCUAUAAAUGUCUAUAGACACACGCGCACGCACGCACACCCCCGACAUUAACAUGAGUUUAAGUGAAAAAGUUAUAAAAAAUAAGUAAUUUUUUUUUGCAUGUGUUUGUGGCCGUUUUCUCCAUAGAUGACGUAGUUAGUGAUAAACGGACGAUAUCCUGUAAAACUUCCCAACAGGAAGAACCGACUUCCUGUCGGUUCUUCACUUCCUUACAGUUCUCGGUUCUUUUCCUCUCAUGUUUUCCUGGCAGCAACAGAACCGGUCCGUUCUUCAAAUCCGAAACGUUCCUUUGUCUGUCCUGUAUCUAAAUUAGCCGAUGCUGAUCUCUGCGCCACAAACACUAGCAGCAUGUCCAACCUGUGGUCAAACCAGCAUCAAGGUGGCAUGGCCUGCAGAUGGCGCUGUAGGCUGAUUCACUUUGGUUUUAUGAAGAGGAAGUUGUGAAGAACUCGUUUUGGAGGCGGUUAGUGGAAAGUUCAGAAGGUCUCCUCCUUGUUUGAGGCUGAAUCUUCUGAUGGCUGCAUAUGGAAACAUUCGCUGGACGUUUUCCAUCAAGCAGCUCCAGAUCCAAACCACAAGCUGCUCUACAGCCAUUCAUUCAUACAGCCAUUUAUUCAUACCCCUGGCAGGCUUGCCUCUAAUUUGUUUCUGACCCUACCCCAACCCUACCAAAGCUCUUUCUAUAAAAUAAACAUAUCUCUAAGAGACAUAAAAAAAUCUGCUUUAUUUUUAUUAGAAUAAUAACCUACAUCAAUUAUCAAUUAAAACAUUUUUACCCCCUGAUGAAUGAGUGAAGCUUACUAGCUUCAUGCCUGUCUUGUUGUAUAUAUAGCCAAAUGUUGGUUGAUACUUAUUCCUCUCAUAUUAAGCUUGAUUUUAGAUGGGCUCUGAUACCACCCAGUGGUUGGAGGCUGAAUUACAUGUGGUUCAUGGAAGCGCAAUUGUGCAAUAGGCCGAUAAACUGUUAAUAAUCUGAAUCCUCAGCUAGGUUGUGCAAUAAAAAUAUAUUUUUAGACUAACUAAACUAAUGUUUUCUGUACAUGAUAUAUUAAAACAGGCCACACGAUUAAAAUUCUAAAAUGUAUUUCUAAUUUGUGUUUGAAGUUUUUUAGUGACACUCGGCAACUAAUGAAUGAAAAUGAACCGAUAUAUAAAAUUUAGAUGUAUUUGUAACGAAAAAAAGGUAAAUAGAACCUUUAUUACAUAUGAAUAUUAAUAAAUAAUUUUCACAAAUAUAUAACCUUAUAUAUCUGUUUUAUCUGGAUUUAGGGAACAAAAACUUUUAGGACAUUAUCGUAAAGACAUUUUUCAGUAGUUAGCGCUAUUUGGAACACUGCAGGAUGAAAACACAUGGUUGCUGAAAAACAGUUUGUAAAACUGAUUUCAUGGGACUGCUGUGAAGGAAUUUUACAGUAUUUAAAACACUAUGAUCAUGAAAAACCAGUGGUUGUUCAAAAAGAAAAAUUUGACUCAAUUUCAACAUUUUUGAGCAAAAACAUCCUCUGAAAUUAUCACUGUAGCAAGACUGAACAAUUUGUUUCAUUCCUUAACUGCCUGGUGUUGCUAAUUAGCAUCACAGCUAAAUUUACACUAAUGGUGACUGAAAUGUUCAUAUUUCAUAAACUUAUGAUGUCUAAGUUUUUGUGCACCCGGACAUUCAGGCACUAAGGGGUUGUUAGCUUGUGGGCGGAGCAGCUUGUUGGUUCAGAUGAGAAUAAAUGGAAUGACGAACCGCAUUCUGAUUGGUCGCUGGAUGUUCUGGCUUUGGAGCAGAGACAGAACCAGAACAUCCAACUCCACCUGCAGGUCAGCUUUAGAACUCCCGAGUCUCCCUGUUGUUACCACAGGGCUCCAGUAGGGGGCAGAGCAGCAGAAACAGCUUCCGGCGCUGCUGUUUGCUGCUCAUUUGACUGAAUCCGGACCUUCAGAUUCCAGCUUCCAGAUCUUCUCCGUCUGUUGCUGUAAAAAGGUUUCACGUCUUCCCGUUUGUCUCCCUGAUUGUUCCCAGAUCCGAGUAUCGGAUGUAAAUUAUGCAAUAUCUGCUUGCACUCUGAGUCGUCUUUUUCUGGUUAGUUUUCCUUUCUUCAGCCAGAAGCCGGGCCCUCCGGGGCCGCUGUGUGUCUCAUGAACCCGACCUUAAACAAAUCCAAGCUGUUGUCCGUCAGAGUGCGGACGGUUCUGUGAAACGGAUCUGUCCGGUUCUGUCGGGUCCGAGGUUCUGUUCCUGCCUUCCCUUUGGCUGUGAGUUGGGCAUUAACUACCUGCACUAAAUAUGAGAUGAUGAAUAAAGAAAAGCAGCGUCCGGGUCGAAUCAAUUGAAGGGAAUGAAAUUAGAAAAUUGCACGGACAUUUUUUAAAGUGUCAUUAAAUCUGAUCAGUUGGUUUGAAUCCGACUGGCUGAGCGUUAGACGUUUUCACGGAAACUACAACGAGAGAGCAGUGACGUGGGCAGCGAGUUUGUUAGCUGUUUGUUCAUUGAGUUGGUUCUGUAGUGAAGGCAGAGGGAGCGCCUCCUACUGGCUGGAGGCCUGACUGAGUGCUGUAUAGUUUAUUGAUUUUAAAGCUGCCCUAUUUUCUAAUGCAGGACUUUUUUAACAACGACUAAGUGAGGAAACUGUGGUGUUGUGAUUUUUCUGACUUUCUACAGAGAUUUGUUUUUUUCCUGGAAACUGGAUGUAAGUUGAAAACUUUCCAGUUUCCGUCUUUUUUCUUGGGUUUCCUUUUUAUGUAUUUAUGAACAUUUCAUAUGUUGACACUCUUCUGCAGCCCAGGGUGAGCCCUAACCCCAUUGUAAAUGGAUGUUACAGUUUCUGUAUGUUCAGUGUUGAUGAAGCUGAAUUUAGUCCUUUUGAGGGAAAACAACAUUUUUCUGCGUUUGAAGGAAUUUAGUUGUUAGGCAGGAGACAUAGCCGGCCAAACGAUGCCCGACAAGAAAUGCAUCCAGGCAUCUUUUUUUCUGUUCACCAUUCCAUGCAGAACAAUAAACAGCUUGAUUAUGCACCAUGA
Molecule: messenger RNA, 6748 nt
Organism: Poeciliopsis prolifica (blackstripe livebearer)
Lineage: Eukaryota; Metazoa; Chordata; Actinopteri; Cyprinodontiformes; Poeciliidae
Gene: nfia
Product: nuclear factor I/A
Exons: 10
Coding region: 748-2619 (623 amino acids)
Biological process (GO): regulation of transcription by RNA polymerase II
Cellular component (GO): nucleus
Molecular function (GO): RNA polymerase II cis-regulatory region sequence-specific DNA binding; DNA-binding transcription factor activity, RNA polymerase II-specific
Source: RefSeq, a predicted model, not a curated record